Molecule: messenger RNA, 255 nt
Organism: Chaetomium globosum CBS 148.51
Lineage: Eukaryota; Fungi; Ascomycota; Sordariomycetes; Sordariales; Chaetomiaceae
Exons: 2
Coding region: 1-255 (84 amino acids)
Source: RefSeq, a predicted model, not a curated record
AUGGCUAGUAAUGGAUGGGUGUCGAGGCCGCUUAGAUCAGGAGCUGACCCCAGGAGCGGGCAGACUUGCAUUGGCAUACAACGUCAUCUUGAGUUGCGAGCGGGCGACUUCGCGUUGCAUCUGACGGUCAGCUUUCCUGGUGGCGUGGACUGCAGGUUGGAAGUUGAAGGUCAAAAAGUUGACGGAGGAAUGCUGGAGGUGGAGUGCAGCGCUCGCAUCAAAAUCCGGGGCAUGUGGGCUUGGCAGGGCACCUGA